Messenger RNA from Linum tenue, 2246 nucleotides. Lineage: Eukaryota; Viridiplantae; Streptophyta; Magnoliopsida; Malpighiales; Linaceae. The record is from the annotation of a GenBank genome assembly.
CCUCAGAGGUGCCUGCCACUGACUCUGGCAAAAAGGCGAAAUUCCCAACUCAACUCUCAUGGAGUUCUCCAAACUCCUCUCUCUCAUCUCAGAUUGAGUGUACGCGUUGGAGAAGCGUACUUCACGUUGCUUUUGUGAGAAUGAUGUCUCUUUAAUGUGCAAGAAGUUGAGGUGAUAUUCUCGUUUGAAAGGCAGGCGAGAUGUCAUUUUCCAGGUGGUAGCUUUGGCAAUUUUGAGGUGGUUGGUUGGUUUACUACUGUCGAAAGAGAGCGUGAAGUUGGAUAUGAUGCCAAUCCGUUGGAGAAUCGCGUCUUUCCUUUAGGGUUUAUAUGACAAGGGACUAGGGUGUUGAGUUCUAGACGGGAAUGCAAUACUUAUUGGUUUGCCUCUGGAAUUUAUGCAUACUGAUAUUGAAGAGAACUAAAACAUUUAGACAUUUGGGUUGUGUUUCCUUCAAAGCUCAGCCCUUUUCUGACGUUGAUCAUCUUCCUUUAGGAAUAUACAGCUGAGAUUUUUUCUCUGUGCGUUCCGAAUUCAGUUCACAAAUUUCCAUCCAUGUCUGAGAAAGCUAAGCCUCCAUCCAGGCUUCUGUUCUACCUAAUCACUCUUUCUUUGUUCCUUUUGAUUCUCUCUUCACUAUCCCUUCGACAGUUUGGCGAUGUCUCGUUGCUUCCUGGUUCUGUUUUCAGGUUGAUUCUUGCCAAUGACACCUCAAUUAAUGUGAGACCCAAUGUCCAAAGGGACUCAAAGAUCAAAACGAUCCCCUUCCUAUCUCCCCUGAGCUCAAAGACACAAUCCCCUAACUCUGGCCCUAGCAGUGAAGGAGCAAUCUGUCCGCCUUCUCGGUCCUUGAGUUGUGAGAAAAACCGAGCUGUUCUGAAGGUAUAUAUGUAUGAUCUGCCUCCUGAAUUUCACUUCGGAUUACUGGGUUGGAAGGGAAAUGGCAAUGAAACAUGGCCUACUGUUAAUGACCCUAGGCACAUCCCUCCUUAUCCUGGUGGCUUGACUUUGCAGCAUAGUAUGGAGUUUUGGCUGACACUUGAUCUUCUGGCAUCUAAUGCACCAAGUGUUGUCAAAGCUUGCAGUGCAGUUAGGGUAGAGAAUUCUAGUGAAGCAGACAUAUUCUUUGUGCCGUUUUUCUCAUCUCUCAGUUACAAUCGGUAUUCCAAGCCUUUGGGAAAAGAGAAACUUGUACUCAACAGAAUUCUACAGGAGAAAUUGGUACAGUAUUUGUUGGGCCAGGAUCUAUGGAAGCGACAUGGGGGAAAGGAUCAUUUGAUUGUGGCGCAUCAUCCAAAUAGCAUGCUGCACUCUAGGAAAAAGUUGGCCUCUGCCAUGUUUGUGCUUGCUGAUUUCGGGAGGUAUCCGGCUAAAGUUGCAAACAUUGAGAAGGAUAUAAUAGCUCCCUACAAGCAUGUUGUUAGGAGCAUUCCAAAUGAUCAGUCAGCAAAGUUUGAUCAGCGUUCUAUACUAGCUUAUUUCAAAGGGGCUAUUUACAGAAAGGAUGGAGGAACUAUUCGCCAGGAACUCUACUAUCUGCUAAAAGAUGAGAAAGAUGUUCACUUUACAUUUGGGUCCUACGGCAAGAAUGGGGUCAACAAGGCCAAUGCAGGGAUGGCCUCAUCAAAGUUCUGCUUGCAUAUUGCCGGUGAUACCCCUUCCUCUAAUCGUCUCUUUGACAUUGUUGCAACUCACUGUGUUCCUGUGAUAAUAAGCGACGAGAUUGAACUUCCAUUCGAAGACGUGCUGGACUACUCAGACUUCUGUGUCUUUGUCCAUGCAUCUGAUGCUAUCAAACCAGGUUACUUACUGAAGCUUCUCCGUGGGAUUGACCGAGAUGAGUGGACCAAGAUGUGGGUUAGAUUACAAGAAAUCGCCCCCCACUUUGAGUACAAUUACCCUUCCAAGCCUGAUGAUGCUGUGGAUAUGAUAUGGAAGGCAGUAAGGCGAAAGGUGUCUGCAGUUCGGUUGGAGCUUAACAGGAAGAAGAGAUACUAUCGGUCUCAACCAACCAGCUAACUGAAGUGAACACACAGUUUGCAGGUAGACAUGAUACCAAAAGUUAUCCCUCAUUUUUGUUCUCUCAUGUAAAGGGCAUCUGAUGUUUGCAGUCUUGCCAGGAGCUGUUUGUUUUGGGUUAUCAUACAUAGAUGUAGAUCCAGAAAACAUGUUGUUUUGGUCAUGAACAGUUGUUAUACACAGCGCUCUUGUUCACCAAGUGAUUUUGAUCAUUCAUUGAGCAUGGU